AUGAAAGAUAACUUGACAGAAGCCAGUACUCGUGUCACCAAAGGCAAUGCAAAAUUCACAAUGGCAACAAAGAAAGAUGAUGUGAGCAAAGCGAGAACUUGUGUCACCAAAGGCAUUUCAAUUGGCAAAAAUCCAACUAAUUCAUCCUCUUUUAAGGGAAGAAAUGAUUUCUCUGAGGCCAUUGGGAAGUUAAAAGAACUUUCUGUGAAUCCAUCUUCACAGGACGUUCCAAGGAAAAGCUGUGAGCCAAAUUUACUGGACGAUGAGCUGAUGGAGUUUUUAGGAGAGCUUCACGACCAUGAACUUUGCUGCAAGAACCCAAGGAAAAGGAUGGGAGAUUCAUCGAGUUCAUUUAAUCUUCUUAAUCACCCUGUGCAGCGUUUGGAACAAUUAAAAGAACAGAGAAAGCUGUUCAAGGCUUCAGAGGAGAGAGCGGCUUUGGAAAUUGAAGACCUGCUUCGCGACAUGUCUCCUGUUCAAAUACCCAAAUAA
Molecule: messenger RNA, 492 nt
Organism: Fraxinus pennsylvanica
Lineage: Eukaryota; Viridiplantae; Streptophyta; Magnoliopsida; Lamiales; Oleaceae
Source: the annotation of a GenBank genome assembly